AUGAAUGACGAAACAGGAGAAUUAUUUUUGAGCAAUCUGCUACCAAUACUUUCUCAGAAAAACAUCUGUGCUGCCUUCGCUGAGAAAAUUCCUAUAAAUGCCUUUUUCAGUGACUUCUUAAAUUUGCAAGAAAAAUGGAACAGAAUAUUUGCAGAUGUUACAAAAAGUAAAGCCAACGCCAUUGUUGUCUAUGGAGAAACUUUGACCAUGAUAACACUGAGAGGUCUGCUGCAUGAAGGAGAAUCUGAGUAUGGGAAAUCAUUUGGUAAAGUGUGGAUUAUGGUAGCCCAGAUGGACCUUGUAGCCGUGUCCAUGCACAAGGACUGGGAUAUAGAAGCCUUCCAUGGUGCCUUGGCCUUCACAGCCCACUCACACAAGGUGCCAGGGUUCCAAAAUUUUCUUCACAAAUUAAACCCUCAUUUGAUGAAGGGAGAUGGCUUCAUCCGACCAUUCUGGGAGCAAGCAUUCGGCUGUUCAUUUCUAAAUUCUCAUUUUAAUGGAGAUGAUGUGGACGCUUGUACUGGAGAAGAGAGGCUGCAGAAUCUUCCAGGGCCUUUUUUUGAAAUGAGCAUGACUGGCCACAGCUACAGUAUCUACAAUGCUGUACAGGCUCUGGCAAAUUCGCUUCAUCCUAUUCUGAGGAGCAUCUCAUUCAACAACACUGCAGGAGAAACCGUUCACUUCAGUGAGAAUGGAGAAUUGACAAUGGGGGUUGAUAUUACAAAUCUGAUUACUUUUCCCAAUAAGUCAUUUGUUAGAAUGAAAGUUGGAAGAAUGGAUCCUUGGGCUCAUCAUGGCAAACAGUUGAGCAUUUAUGAAGACUCCAUUGUGUGGCCUAGAAGUUUCAACCAGGUGAUGCCCCUUUCACUCUGUAAUGACAACUGCCAACCUGGUUACCAGAAGAAGAAAAAGGAGGGAGAGCCAUUUUGCUGCUACGAUUGUGCUCCAUGUCCAAAAGGGAAGAUGUCUCAUGAGAAAGAUGCAGAGUUUUGCACAAUGUGCCCGAAAGAUCAUUAUCCAAACAAGGAAAAGAAUCACUGCAUUCCAAAGCUAAUAACCUUCUUGUCUUAUAAGGACCCUUUGGGGACGAGUUUAGCUAUUUUUACACUUUUAUUUUCCUUGAUCACUGCUCUAGUGCUAGGAGCCUUUAUAAGGCACCGCGACACUCCCAUUGUCAAAGCCAACAACCGGAGCCUCACCUACACUCUCCUCAUCUCCCUCCUGCUCUGCUUCCCUUGUGCUUUGCUGUUUAUUGGCCAUCCUGUCAAGGUGACGUGUCUCCUCCGUCAAGUUGCAUUUGGCAUGGUCUUCUCGGUGGCUGUCUCUUCUGUGCUAGCAAAAACCAUUACGGUGGUUCUGGCUUUCAUGGCCACCAAGCCAGGAAGUUGCAUGAGGAAAUGGGUAGGGAGAAAGGUGACCAACUCCAUUGUUCUUCUCUGCUCUCUUGUUCAAGCAAUUAUUUGUACCGUAUGGCUGGCAAUUAAUCCUCCAUUUCCAGAUAUUGACAUGAACUCAGUGGCUGAAGAAAUUGUACUUGAAUGUAACGAGGGGUCUGUGAUUAUGUUCUAUUGUGUCCUGGGUUACAUGGGCUUCCUGGCUAUUGUGAGCUUCACUGUAGCUUUCCAGGCUAGAAAAUUACCUGACAGUUUCAACGAAGCCAAGCUAAUCACUUUCAGCAUGCUUGUGUUUUGCAGUGUUUGGUUAUCCUUUUUUCCUACCUACUUGAGCACCAAAGGGAAAUACAUGGUGGCUGUGGAGAUCUUCUCCAUCUUAGCCUCCAGUGCUGGGCUGCUGGGUUGCAUCUUCUUCCCUAAAUGUUACAUUAUUUUGCUGAGGCCAGACAAAAGUUCUUGCCUUAAUUCAGAAAGUCAUUGGGUUCAGGAUACCGUAAGAGCCUCCUGA
Lacerta agilis (Sand lizard) is the source of this 1902-nucleotide messenger RNA. RefSeq names its product vomeronasal type-2 receptor 26-like. Bases 1 to 1902 code for a protein of 633 amino acids. Gene Ontology annotation, cellular component: membrane. NCBI's taxonomy places the organism in Eukaryota, Metazoa, Chordata, Lepidosauria, Squamata, Lacertidae. Gene Ontology annotation, biological process: G protein-coupled receptor signaling pathway. The record is from RefSeq and is a predicted model, not a curated record. Gene Ontology annotation, molecular function: G protein-coupled receptor activity. The transcript has 5 exons.